This is a messenger RNA of Exophiala spinifera, 1350 nucleotides long. RefSeq lists its product as uncharacterized. Gene Ontology annotation, biological process: mitochondrial magnesium ion transmembrane transport. Gene Ontology annotation, cellular component: mitochondrial inner membrane. The transcript has a single exon. The record is from RefSeq and is a predicted model, not a curated record. NCBI's taxonomy places the organism in Eukaryota, Fungi, Ascomycota, Eurotiomycetes, Chaetothyriales, Herpotrichiellaceae. Bases 1 to 1350 code for a protein of 449 amino acids. Gene Ontology annotation, molecular function: magnesium ion transmembrane transporter activity.
AUGAGGACGACGUUACGACUGGCGGCAUCUGCCGUUCAUCCGCUGCGUCCAAGCUUAUCUCUACCCACGUUGAGGUGCAUCAAGCCAAUUCACCACACAAAUACCCUCCGUACCAUUACUGGCAUCCACCACGGUCCAACGACACCAUCUCGAGCGACUGCGACACGAACGACAAAGUCACAGUGUUUUUCCACGUGUCAAUUAUCUGGACUACGGCGAAGGAUACCAAGAGACCAGGACGGAUCAUCCAUCUACGAAUUCGCGACUCCAUCACCUACUAAACCUAAUUUAACCUCUCGAGACACGAAACUGACAUGCGCGUAUUUCGACAAGGAUGGCACGCUGCUGUCUGAGCACAAGCAGCUCACAAAGAGCAAGAUAGCAGAACAAUUCGAACUCCGACAUCGAGAUCUACGCGACAUCGAUCUUCGCUCUGAAUCCGUGACGCGCAUCCUCAUCCGACCGGCGACCAUUCUUUUGCAAUUCUUCGACCUGUGCAUGAUUAUCCAAGCGGACGAGGCUCUUCUUGUCAACCUGCACGACUCUCAAAAUGGAAACGAGGGCGCCAGCAGCGGUAGCAGCAGCAGCAGCAGCACCACGGCCAUGUACAGCGACUUUGAGAGGCGCAUGUCGGCCAAGGAAACCGCCGAUCUCCCUGAGCUGCCGUACGAGCUACGUGCGGUUGAGGCGGCAUUGGUGGCGGUCCUCUCCAUCAUCCGCGAGGAACUCGUCCAGGCCAAACAAGACGCCGAGGAGAGCGCGCGAAAACUGAACCUCGAGUCCGGAUUCGCGGCCGUUGGCCUUGAUUUGCUAUUUGAGCAUUCUCGACAGCUGGGAAAGAUCGAACAAAAGGCCCGGCUGGUGCGAGACACGAUCCGCGGGGUUCUCGACACGGACGAGGAUCUGGCCGCCAUGUACCUGUCCGACAGAAAGGCGGGCCGCGUUCACGAGAUCUACGACCACCAGGAGGCCGAGUACAUGCUCGAAGCGUACCACACUGCCGCUGACGCCCUGGUCGAGUCGGCGAGUGCGGCCAUGGACGUCAUGCGCAAAAAGGAAAACACCUUCAGGUCGAGCCUCGACGUGCAGCGCAAUCAGAUCAUGUUUCUCGAGGCGAAAGUCGCCAUUCACACUCUCGGCGUCGCGGCAGGGACCUUGAUAGCCGGCUUGUUCGGUAUGAACUUGAUCAAUUAUUUUGAGGACGCACCGUAUGCCUUCCCCAUCAUGACCGGUGCUUGUGUCGUCAUCAGCUCGCUGUUUUCUAUGAAGGGCAUGAGAAGUAUAUGGCGUAUACAAAAAUUAAAAGGUAUCCAGGGUCAGAUGAUACCAUCCCGGCAUCGUCGGACUUGA